Phascolarctos cinereus (koala) is the source of this 1534-nucleotide messenger RNA. RefSeq names its product keratin 25 (gene KRT25). Gene Ontology annotation, molecular function: structural molecule activity. Lineage: Eukaryota; Metazoa; Chordata; Mammalia; Diprotodontia; Phascolarctidae. Gene Ontology annotation, biological process: intermediate filament organization; hair follicle morphogenesis; epithelial cell differentiation. The record is from RefSeq and is a predicted model, not a curated record. Gene Ontology annotation, cellular component: cytoskeleton.
AUGUCUCUUCGCCUUUCCAGUGGUACCAGGAGAUCUUGCUCCCGGCCCACAACAGGUUCUGUCAGGCUCUCUAGUGGAGGGUCAGUCUUUGGGAGUGGAAAUGCAUGUGGGGUACCUGGCAUUGGAAGUGGCUUCUCUUGUGCUUUUGGGAGCAGUUCCACUGGAGGAAAUAGUAGCAUUUCCUGUGCUAACUUUGUGGGAAGCGAAGCAGGGCUUCUCUCUGGCAAUGAAAAGGUGACCAUGCAGAACCUUAAUGACCGCCUGGCUUCUUACCUGGAUAAUGUGCGUGCCCUGGAAGAGGCAAAUGCUGAUCUGGAGGACAAGAUCAAGGGGUGGUAUGAGAAAUUUGGUCCUGGAUCUUGCCGGGGUCUUGAUCAUGACUAUAGCCGAUACUUACCAAUAAUUGAAGAUCUUAAGAAUCAGAUCAUUGCUUCAACCACCAGCAAUGCCACUGCUGUCCUACAGAUCGAUAAUGCCAGGCUCACAGCUGAUGACUUCAGACUGAAGUUUGAAAGUGAGCUGGCUUUUCAUCAAAAUGUCGAAGCUGAUGUUAAUGGACUGCGAAGAGUCCUGGAUGAGCUGACCCUAUGCCGAACAGACCUGGAGAUUCAGUAUGAAACUCUGAAUGAGGAGCUGACUUACCUCAAAAAAAACCAUAAAGAGGAGAUGCAAGCUCUCCAGUGCGCUGCUGGAGGAAACGUGAAUGUGGAGAUGAACGCUGCCCCAGGGGUGGAUCUGACCCUUCUGCUGAACAAUAUGAGGGCUGAGUACGAGGACCUGGCUGAGCAGAACCGCAGGGACGCUGAAGCCUGGUUCAAUGAAAAGAGUGCAUCUCUGCAGCAGCAGAUCUCGGAUGAUGUUGGCGCCACGACAUCAGCGCGGAGUGAACUGACCGAAAUGAAACGCACCCUUCAAACCUUAGAAAUUGAGCUUCAGUCCCUCUUAGCCACGAAACACUCGCUGGAAUGCUCACUGACUGAGACAGAAGGGAACUACUGUGUGCAGCUCUCACAAAUCCAGGCCCAGAUCGGGGCCCUGGAGGAGCAACUGCAGCAGGUCAGGACCGAGACCGAGGGCCAGAAGCUAGAGUACGAGCAGCUCCUGCAUAUCAAGGUCUAUCUGGAGAAGGAGAUCGAAACUUACUGCCUCCUGAUCGAUGGAGAUGAAGGAGCUUGCAAGUCUACAGGUUCCAAGUCUAAAGAUCAUGGAUCUGGAAAUCUGGGAAGUCCAACUAAAGAGUUGGGUAAAGCCAUUGUGGUGAAAAAGGUGCUUGAGGAAAUUGACCAACGAAGCAAAGGCCUCACUACCAGGCUCCAAUCUCUGGAAGAGAAGGCCCCAGGCAAUUAACCAGUGAUGAGCAGAGCAGAGGGUCUCAUGCUCAAUCCUUUAGAGAAGAGGAAUUGAGAAACCAUCUGGAUAUAUAAGCAGCUCUAAGCAGAGAAAAAAAUGUAGCUUUUCCUUUUAGGUCCUGAAAUGUAGCUUCUUUCUGUGCAGUAGGUGUGGCCCAGUUUGUUUAGCCAUAUGCACACACACA